AUGAGGAUAAAGAAAAAGGAAUUAAAAGAUCUAAGUAAUAUUACUCAAUCAAAUGAAGAAAAAGUUGACAAGGACAAUACAGAUGUUAAAAAGAAUGAACCUUCAAAAAGGCAAUUAAAAAAAGAAAAAGCAGAAGUUCGUGCUUUAGAAGCAAAAGAAGCCAAUAAACAAGUAAUUGCUCAAAAGGCUUUAAACUACGUUUCACAAUGGAAACAUGUAAGAAAUGAAUGGAAAUUUGAGAAACUUAAACAAAUUUGGCUAAUGGAUAAUUUAUUAAAUGUCAAAUAUGUUCCAGAUAAAAGUUUUACUAUAAUUUUAGAAUAUUUUGAAGGGUGUGUAGGAUCAGCAAAAAAACAAUUAGUCAACAAAGCAAUGGAAGUUGUAAAAAAAUUAGAAGAUAAGAUUAAAAAUGAUGAAAUUGAAGAAACUAUAGAGUACAAAAGAGCAAGACAAUUACUACAAACUUUACCCAUUGAAACAUAAAAUUUUAUUGUACAUAUUUUACUAAUGAAACUUCUUUAAUGAUUGAUUUUAU
Ceratosolen solmsi marchali is the source of this 535-nucleotide messenger RNA. RefSeq lists its product as uncharacterized. NCBI's taxonomy places the organism in Eukaryota, Metazoa, Arthropoda, Insecta, Hymenoptera, Agaonidae. The transcript has 3 exons. The coding region runs from base 1 to 483 and encodes 160 amino acids. The record is from RefSeq and is a predicted model, not a curated record.